This is a messenger RNA of Myxocyprinus asiaticus (Chinese sucker), 1960 nucleotides long. Its product is annotated as UBX domain-containing protein 2A-like. Gene Ontology annotation, biological process: nuclear membrane reassembly; autophagosome assembly; proteasome-mediated ubiquitin-dependent protein catabolic process. Gene Ontology annotation, molecular function: ubiquitin binding. The transcript is spliced from 7 exons. The record is from RefSeq and is a predicted model, not a curated record. Lineage: Eukaryota; Metazoa; Chordata; Actinopteri; Cypriniformes; Catostomidae. Bases 131 to 904 code for a protein of 257 amino acids. Gene Ontology annotation, cellular component: cytosol; nucleus.
AAUAGUACGACAGGCAACGGUGACGUCACAUGAAUGGUGGACUGGUGUAGCGAAAGGAGCGGCAUGACACUGUCAGAAACAGUUGUACGACACCAUUGAAGCCUUGCACUGAUGGAUAACAGAAAGCGCCAUGAUGAAAGAUAUUGAUUCAAGAGAGAGAGUUCAAGAUGGCACAUGGUGUGCAGGGGCACAGAAUGAUGAGGAGGAGGAAGAUGAGGAGGAGGCGAGCCCUAUUAGAGCCAGUUUCUCAGUCGAGGACUUGCUAGAUGAGGUGGAGAAGAUCAGCAGUGUUGCCAGUAGCGGAAAAAAGGUGGAGAUUGUAGUAAGACUGUGGAAAAAUGGCUUCACAGUAAACGAUGAAGAUUUACGCAGUUACUCUCUGGAGGAAAACCAAGAAUUCUUGGAGGCCAUUAAGAGAGGGGAGCUGCCGCUGGAAUUAGAAGAAAGAGCCGAAGAUGAAGAACUGGAAGUCAACGUAGAGGACAUGAAAGAUGAAGAUUAUGUCCCAAAGAAGAAGGCCUUCCACCCAUUUACAGGCAGAGGUUACAGACUAGGAAGCGUGGCCCCACGAGUUGUGGCAAGGUCUCUAUCGAUACACGAGGACUGCUCUGGUCCUCCUCUUCCAGCAGUGGAACUGAAUGAGGACCUUCCUGUAACCUCCCUUCAGAUCUGGCUGGCUGACGGUCGCCGUCUUGUACAGAGGUUUAAUUUAUCCCAUCGGAUCAGCGAUGUGCAGGAUUUUGUGGAGCAGGCCCAGAGAACAAACGCUCCGUUCAUCCUGACUACAUCCCUGCCUUUCCGCGAGCUAAGAGAUGAGGGCCAGAGUUUAGAGGUAGCCGACCUGUCUAAUGCUGUCAUCGUUCAAAGGCCGAUCAACUCACAAGCUCCGUUUGGUCACUCCUGACUGUUUCUGCUUGAAUCAGAGACUCAAAUCUACUGGUUCCAUCGACCUUUGGACAACAUUUCAUAAUCCUGAUUCUUCAAUUAGGGGAUCUUUUCUGUCCCCUAGGAUGAUUUUAAAUAAUAAUUAAAAAAAUGCUUAAAAAGUCUAGUUUGGAAGGAUAGAAUAUAAAGGUUUUAAUCUUUAAAGGAAUGUUCAGGGUUCAAUACAAGUUAAGCUCAAUCGACAGCAUUGGUAAGAUAAUGCUGAUUACCACAAUUCUGCAAAAAUCAUGAAUGCAUUAAGACACUUACAAUGGAAGUGAAUGGGGACGGUCCAUUAACAUUCAAAUACAAAUUGUUUCAAAAGUAUAUAAUCACAGGGUUCACAGGUAUUGUGUUGACAUGGCAACAAAGUAGCAAUACUGGAUAUAACAUUACCCUGAUGAGGUAAGCAAGCAACUUUAUCACUCCAAAAAGUGACAGAUGUCACUACCAUCACACAUAAGGAUUUUAUAUGAAUAUAUCUCAAAAAUUCAUACUAUAAGACAUUGAAAAAGAUUUUAAGUUGUCAAACGUGCCCUUAAUUGAAGAGUCACCCAUUUACGUCCCAAAUUGACAGAGCCCGUCCCCUUCAUUCUUCUGGUUUUGAAAAUCUAGGUUCUUUGGACAACACUAUGACUAUAAAUGGCCACUCUUUACAAGUGUCAAUACACAUAGCUUUAACACUUGAAUCCGUCAUAGUAAAUGAAUGAAGGAAGAUUCUUUGAUUGUCCUGUCAUAUCUCAGAGCUGGAUACCUUGGCCUUUUCUGAUGCAAUGCAGUAUGCACAAGCCAAGUCUAUUACCUUCACGACUAUUAAUGUUUACAUAUAGAUCCAUAAAGAAGUCAGUUCAUGAGAACUGCCAUGAUGCUUAAUUGUGUUUUUUGUUGUACACUUAUGCAACAAUCAUUUGUAGUCCAUGCUGUAAUGUCAUGUUGUGAACUGUUAAGUUAUAAAUGUCAAAUGUUUUAUGCACUUUGCCUAUGACAGAGGUCUUUUGUUGAUAGCCUCUUGCAAUAAACUUACAGAAGAUGUGAA